Aspergillus puulaauensis is the source of this 1266-nucleotide messenger RNA. RefSeq names its product DUF2461 domain-containing protein. The transcript is spliced from 8 exons. The record is from RefSeq and is a predicted model, not a curated record. Bases 1 to 1266 code for a protein of 421 amino acids. Lineage: Eukaryota; Fungi; Ascomycota; Eurotiomycetes; Eurotiales; Aspergillaceae.
AUGCCUCCUCGAUCGACCCGGGCCGCUCCCGCAAAAGAGGCAGCUCCAGAAUCGGCACCCAAAAGGCGCGCCUCCGCCAGAGUUGCUGGGGCCUCAAAUGCGGCGCUAAAGAAGCAAAAGUACGAUUCAAGCGCCCCUGACAAAUCCGUGAAAUCCACCACCAAGAAAAGCAAGUAUUUCCAAGAAGACGAAGCAAAAAAGCCGAAGCGCAAUGCAAAGCGCGCGAUUAAGCCAAACGAUGACUAUGAAGACGAAGAACCCGGGGAUUCAUCAGACGCAGACUCGGACUUUUGGCGACCAGAGCAGUCAUCCACGGCCGGUAAAGAAGCAGUUUCGCAAGCCGCGAAAGACUUCGAGAACAGACGCGGGACCAAAUCAGACGCGCCGGAGUCUUCGAAAAAGAAGGAUUUAUGGAGAGAAGGUGUCAAGACCGGUCUUGGGCCUGGGAAAGAGGUCUUCAUCGAGAAGCCCAAAGCAAGGGACCCGGGAGACGUUCCAUAUGAGGACGACACCCUACAUCCCAACACCAUAUUAUUUCUCAAAGACCUGACCAAAAAUAAUGAAAGGCAAUGGCUUAAAGCCCACGAUGCGGAUUAUCGCUCUUCAAAAAAGGAUUGGGAUACUUUUGUUGAGACAUUAACAGAGAAGGUCACUGAGAAGGAUAGCACCAUCCCAGAGCUACCUGCAAAAGACCUGGUCUUCCGUAUAUAUAGAGACAUUAGGUUCAGUAAGGAUCCUACACCCUAUAAGACGCACUUCUCGGCCGCCUGGUCCCGCACCGGCAAAAAAGGUCCUUACGCUGCAUAUUAUGUCCACUGUCAACCAGGAGCCAGCUUCGUUGGCUCGGGACUCUGGCAUCCAGAAGCUGAUAAGCUGGCGCUUCUUCGAGACGACAUCGAUGGGAACUCGCAAGGUUUAAAAACGGUUCUCAGGGAAGAAGGCAUGCGACGAGAAUUCUUCGAUGGUAUACCUGAUGAUGAAGACAAAGCUGUGAAGGCCUUUGUUAGUCAAAACAGCGAGAGUGCGCUUAAGACUAAGCCUAAGGGUUAUGAACACGACAAUGAGAACAUCCAGCUCCUCCGUUUACGCAGUUUCACUAUUGGCAAACGGCUUCCAGACGCAGAUCUCUUGAGUCCUGAUGCCCAGGAGAAAAUCACCGCUCUCAUUGGCAUCAUGGCACCAUUUGUCACGUAUUUGAACAGUGUGGUAAUGCCUGAUCCAGCCGGGCAGGGCAAUAUUUCGUCUGAUUCCUCGGAAGGUGACUGA